Messenger RNA from Heteronotia binoei (common prickly gecko), 2207 nucleotides. RefSeq names its product inositol polyphosphate multikinase (gene IPMK). The transcript is spliced from 6 exons. The record is from RefSeq and is a predicted model, not a curated record. Lineage: Eukaryota; Metazoa; Chordata; Lepidosauria; Squamata; Gekkonidae. Gene Ontology annotation, molecular function: inositol tetrakisphosphate kinase activity; inositol-1,4,5-trisphosphate 3-kinase activity. Gene Ontology annotation, biological process: inositol phosphate biosynthetic process. Gene Ontology annotation, cellular component: nucleus; cytoplasm. The coding region runs from base 113 to 1399 and encodes 428 amino acids.
CUCUCGGAGGCUAGAGCUGCUGGCGUCGGGGGCGCGCGAUGGAGCCGCGGGCCUUCGUUGGGCGGCAAGCCGGGGGCCGAGGCAGCGGCGGCGGCCCUUGAAGGCGGGAAGGAUGUGGCUGCCGCGGAGGCCGCCCCAGGAAAUGGCCACCGAGCCCCCGCGCUGCGUGAAGAGUGCCGAGGCCGAGCGGCUUCCCCGGGCCGUUCAGCUGCACGAGCCGCCCAGCUCAGCCGCCUCGGCGGAGGAGGAGGACGGAGGAGGAAAGGUCCCCUUCUUCAACGGCUGCGUGCCGCUCUCCCAUCAGGUGGCCGGCCACAUGUACGGCAAGGAUAAGGGCGGAAUACUGCAACAUCCUGAUGGCACAGUCUUGAAACAAUUGCAGCCACCACCUCGAGGACCCAGAGAAUUAGAAUUCUAUAACAAGGUGUAUGCUGCUGACUGUGAAGAUCCUGUGUUUCUAGAACUGCGAAAAUAUUUGCCAAAAUAUCAUGGGACCUGGUCACCACCUACUGCUCCUAAUGAUUUGUACCUGAAACUGGAAGAUGUGACCCAUAGAUUUAAAAAACCAUGUAUAAUGGACGUAAAAAUAGGCCAGAAAAGCUACGAUCCAUAUGCCUCAGCUGAGAAGAUUAAACAGCAGGUCAGCAAGUACCCACUAAUGGAGGAGAUUGGGUUCUUGGUGCUUGGCAUGAGGGUUUACCACAUUCAUUCUGACAGCUAUGAGACACAAAACCAGCACUAUGGAAGAGGCUUAACAAAAGAGACAGUAAAAGAUGGUGUGGCUCGGUUUUUCCAUAAUGGAUACUACUUGAGAAAAGAUGUCGUCGUUGCCAGUAUUCAGAAGAUUAAAGAAAUCUUGCAGUGGUUUGAGAGCCAGAAGCAUCUUAACUUUUAUGCAAGUUCCUUACUCUUUGUCUAUGAUGGCUCAUCUCAGAUGACAACAGGCUGGUUAAAUGACAGCAAUUUGGUGGAGAAGAGAAGAGUGUCCAAAGGCCAGGGCCCGGGUGGUAAUACAUUGGAGUACUACAACAACAACAUUCGUGUGAUCAGUUCUUCAGAAAACGGCAAGCUCGAAUCCUCUGUAGGCAGAGGUUUCUCUAAAAUGUAUGCACUUCACAAAAGACACCAGAGUCAAAUUUCGCUAAAAGUUGAAACUGUGGAACAAGACAACCUAUGGAAGAGCAGUGCAUGCUUUUCACAAGAACAUCUGAAUGGAAAUGUUAUACCUCAGUUGGAAAAAGUUUUCUGCCACAGGCCUGCUAUGGUGCCAGAAAGUGCGGAGGUGGAAGUCCGAAUGAUAGAUUUUGCGCACGUGUUCCCCAGCAACACAGGAGAUGAGGGCUACAUUCAUGGGCUGAAGAAUUUAAUUACUGUUCUUCAGAAUAUUUUAGAUACCUGAAUUUCUUUGCUAUGAUUUCUACUGGGGGCCAAUCACAAAGAAAAGCAACAACAUUUCUGCACUUGUGAUCCUGUUACAUGUUGGUUUGUAUUGUUCCCUGUUUUACUCGUCUUUGUACUUUUGGUAGAAUGAUCAAAUAUUUUAUAAUCUUACUCAGGAAAAUUAUUCAUAGUUUAGUAAAAUAAGUGAAGAGCUAGUGAGGUUUAACUGGUAGUUGUAAAAAAAAAUUAACAAAUGAAGCUUAGAUUUAAAUUGGAAAGAAUUUAUAUCUGAUAAAAUGAUUGAGUUUGUUCGUACCUUAAAGGUCUUAGCUUAAUCAAAAUCUGUCCGUGCCGCCAGAACACUGAGCCAUAUCUCUAAAUAACGGGUUACUAGAAGAAUCUUUUAGAAUUGUCCUGGGGUAUAUGCUACAUCUUCAAAACUGGAAUGAUUCUAUGUAAGAGAUACUUAAAAAAAAUCUGUAUUCUAACUGAACCAGCAUUUUAAGGAAGAAUACGAUCAUAUUGCUGCAUUCUUAAAUCUGGCUGGGGGCUCUCAUCCUUUCCUGGCUCAUCUCAUAGCUAAACUUGUGGAGUGUACUUCCCAUAUAGGUGCUGUCAAAACAGUGCUUUUCAGAAAUCGUGUAAUAGGACUUGUUGGCCAUAUAAAUAUCCUAAGAAACAUGUUGAGUUGUAUGUUAAAAUGCCUGUUUUUCAGAGGCCCUGUCUUGUUUAUACUAGAAAAGAUCAAGCCUUGUUCAUAUAAUCAACUGGGUGACUAUAGGAAUUGAAGGGAACAUCUGAAGCAACUCAUCAAAUUAGUUCAUUCU